CCGACUCUCCGCCGCCCGGAGCUCAUCUCCAAACCACCGAAUCCCAUCUUUCACCGGGAGACUGACUUCUUUACACUCCUGACACUUUUCCUCGCCUUGUCUUCCCACUUGUAUCCCCUCUUUAAAGCGGAUUCACAGAUUAAACUUAAUUCGGACAGAUGCUGGAUGGAUUCUGUUUUUUAUGCGCUUUUUUUUUCGUUUCGGUGCGUAAAAGUUUGCCAAGUGGGUUAGUGGACGAACUGGAGGACUGACAAGGAGAAGUCUUUGGAAGUAAGGGGGUAGUCUGUGGGUUUAAAGAGAGGAGGUUAAGUGGUUGAAAGCUCGGUUUUGUGUUUGGUUCGAUGUGUCCGGAGCGGCCGGUUAAAGCGCAGGAACACCGGGAACAAGCAGAGAGAGAGAGAAAGAGAGAGAGAGGCAGAGGAGAGAGAGCUGAGAUCAGCGGGGUCUGCAGGGACUCACCGGCUGCUGGACGUCCAUGUCUCCGCUGCACACCGGCACCGAGGUUUCUACUUCCUGUGACAUCAUCACAUCAUGCCUGAGGGGUCACGGAGAGGCAGCCAGAGAUCGCCUAGCAACACAGCCGCCAAGCGUCCCUCCUCGGUCUCGUCUCUGAGUGGGAUUGUUGGUCGGAUGAUGUCAUCCGGCGAUCGAGGAGCCUCGUCCUCCUCCUGCACCUCGGUCAACACCGCCUGCUCUGACGGCGAGCGUCCCGCCUCCCUCUCCUCCUCUGCGUCCUCUGCAUCCCUGCAGGACACUUCCCACUCGUCCUCCUCUUCCUCGUCCUCCUCUUCCUCCUCUCUGCCGUAUGGCGCCGUGCCGACCUACAACGCCUCCUCGACGUCCUCCACGCCGAAGAGGAACGGCUCCGACAUCAGCCUGGACCUGACUCCUCUUGUCACGCCCCAUGGAGGAGGAGUCCCUGGAGGAGGAGGAGGAGUUUGUGUGGUCAAGGCGUCAAGUGGCGGCCACACCCAUAAUGGACAAGUAGCCAAUCAGGCGGCAGCAGCAGCAGCAGCGGCGACGCCCAGGCAGCUCUCCCGGCUGGAGCGAGUCAUUCUGGAGAUCGUAGAGACAGAACAAGCGUACGUCAGAGAUCUGAAGAGCAUCGUGGAGGAUUACCUCGGCUGCAUCAUCGACUGUGGCACUCUGCCGUUAAAACCGGAGCAGGUCAGCACUCUGUUCUGCAACAUCGAGGACAUCUACGAGUUCAACAGGUGAGGCCCCUCCUUCAUGUGUAACACAAACUGAGAAAACAGCUGUUUGCAUUGUAGCGCUGGUAAAUAGAGUUUUGUGCAGCAGGUGACCUGCAGAGAGAAUCGACAUGCAGCAGUGAGUUUGGAGGAGGUGUGAAGGUGUUGCAUCAACAGUUUGUGACUUAAGAUAUGAGAGCAGUCUGAGUAUUUAGUUUGUGAUUCAUGUUGUGAUGUUUCAUCUGAGGCGACAUCAAGUCGUCUUUAACGUUUGUGGACUGAUCAGUGUGAACAGAAAGUGCAGCCAGGAGCAUCCUGUAACUUUACAUGUGAUGUUAGAAUCUGUUCCAUCAUGUGGAUGAUUUCUGUGCAUCUGAGUGUGGAAAGUAUCUUGUGGGUAACAGAGUCUCAUAAACACAGACAGAGAAAAAAGCUGCCGGUGGAAACCUUCAUACACGCACAGAUAAACUGAGCAAGGCACUGAGGCUGCCAGAGCCGCGGGUUUGAUUCCCACCGGGACGAUUCCGCACUGAAAAAAAAAGAAAAGUGCUUGUCUGGAGGUUUUCUGUGUGUGUGUGUGUGGGGGGGAGUGUACAGCAGCUGUUGAGCUCAUAUGAGGAAACCAGAAUCUUCAAGUUUACAGAACGAGGGGGAGAGAGAGAGAAGGCAGAGAGAGGGGGAGUGAGAGAGAAAGAGAUAG
Messenger RNA from Labrus bergylta (ballan wrasse), 1890 nucleotides. The record is from RefSeq and is a predicted model, not a curated record. Lineage: Eukaryota; Metazoa; Chordata; Actinopteri; Labriformes; Labridae.